This is a messenger RNA of Neospora caninum, 2052 nucleotides long. RefSeq lists its product as hypothetical. Gene Ontology annotation, molecular function: RNA binding. The record is from RefSeq and is a predicted model, not a curated record. Bases 1 to 2052 code for a protein of 683 amino acids. The transcript is spliced from 11 exons. Gene Ontology annotation, biological process: tRNA N2-guanine methylation. Lineage: Eukaryota; Apicomplexa; Conoidasida; Eucoccidiorida; Sarcocystidae. Gene Ontology annotation, cellular component: nucleus.
AUGGCUUGUCGCGCAGCGGCGUCAGAUGCCGCAAAAACUGCAUCCCCACAGGGUGACUGUGGUGGCGCCGAUGGAGGCCACGUCGCCUCGGGGUUUAUCAAAGAGGGCUUGGUACGCAUUAUAAGCAGCGGCAACAAUGACGUCUUCUACAACCCUGUGCAGGUGUUCAACCGCGACCUGUCGAUCAUGGUCAUCAAGGCCUUUGCUCUCCAGCAGUGCCAGGAAAUUCAACGCAGAGGAGAGAAGACGGCAGCUCGUACGCAGAAGGAGGGUAAGGAGGCUCCCGCGCCUCUUAGGUUCGAAGGACUAAACGUGCUGGAACCUCUCGCGGCCACUGGACUGCGGUCGCUGAGAUACUUGAAGGAGCUGGACGAUGUCGUGAAGCAUGUGGUGGCCAAUGACCUGGAUCCCAAUGCUCUUGAAGCAAUGAAACGCAACGCCGACCUCAACAAGGUCACACGCGGAAAACUCUAUUUGACAUGCAGCGAGGGGGCUCAGCUGAUGUACGUGCUGGCAAGGCCUGGAAACCUACCGCUCGGGACUCUGAAAAAGAUCCACUCUCUUCCUGCGGGAAGCUCAGUCCCAUCAACUUUCGACAUGAAGCCACCGCCGUGCGGGUUCUCCCUCCCCCCGCUCUCGCUCUUCCUCACCGCUCCGCAGGGGGCCGGAAACCAUCCCACGGACAGCCCGUGCGCAGCUGCUCCGUCAAGCAGCAGUUGCUGCGAAAGCGCCGUCUCCGCUGCGCGGCAGAAAGACAUGGACUUACCCAGCGGCCACCCGUGCGAAGGCGCGAAGCACGCGCCGAGGAGUUCCCCUCCGUCAGAAAGUGCGGAAGGCAAUGGCGAUACACGGCCCUCAGAUUUGCCUCUCUUUUUUGACGUCGUCGAUGUUGACCCGUACGGCAGCGUCGCGCCGUUCUUGGAUGCCGCAAUCCAGGCUGUGCGGCCCGGUGGUCUGCUCUGUCUGACCUCGACGGAUAUGCCGGUUCUCUGUGGAAAUUCACCCGAGGUCACCUUUUAUAAGUACGGCGGAGCGGCGUUGAAGGCAAGGUACAUGCACGAAAUGGCUCUCAGGCUCGUUUUGUACGCCGCCUGCUCGUGCGCCGCCAAGUACAAGAAGAUCAUAGUCCCGCUUCUCUCUUGCAGCGUGGACUUUUAUGUCCGUAUCUUCGUCCAGGUCUUCGACUCUGCGGAAGGAUGCAAGGACGUUCACAGCCACUCGGCCACAGUUCACCAGUGCGUAAACUGCGACUGCUUUCGAAUUCUCCCCUUGGGAUCCGAAGUGCCUGGAGGUCAGAAAGAAAGCGGCGAGUCUCUUGAAUCAAACAAAAUCAAGACUGGGGAUGGUUGCGGGCGUGCCUCGACAGGAAGCUCGAGGAAACGGAAAGCAGCUCUCGUGCCCGAGGAGGUGAAAGGUCGAUGCGACGAAUGCCACGGCCGGAUGGUUAUUGGCGGACCGUUUUACACAGGACCUCUUUACCAGAGUGCUUUCGUUCAAGCUUGUCUAGACUUAUGCGAGACUGCUACGGAAAGGCUUCCGGGACUCACGAUGGUGACGCGAAUUAGAGGACUUCUUACAGCCAUCAAAGAAGAAUUGCACGAGGUGCCGCUUUAUUACCAUUUGCCCACGAUGUGCAAUCGGGUGAAGCUGGAGAUGAUCAGGCCCUCGCAAUUCAAAGCUGCUCUUGUCCGGCUCGGGUACAAGGUGUCUCACUUUCACCGAGAGCCUCAAGCAAUUAAGACGGAUGCUCCACCGGUCGUGGUCUUUGACAUCCUCCGGACACACGCCCAAAAGCACCCGCCGAAGGAACCGGAAAAAUUCCCUCUUCUUCAGAAGGAGAUCAGCACAAAGGCAAUUGAUCUGACGCCGAUGGCAUCUAUGACUAGCCAGUCUCCCAACGUCCCAAAGUGGCUUCCCAAUCCGACACCGUACUGGGGCCCGAAGAGUCGUGCGGGUUCGCACGCACGGCAAAACGGAUCGAGCUGCACUCCGUGUACGCAGAAACGGCCGAGGGUUGACGAAACCUGCGAUGCCGAAAACCCCUUGGUGUGA